This is a messenger RNA of Labeo rohita (rohu), 4116 nucleotides long. It is a transcript of the gene fibcd1a, whose product is annotated as fibrinogen C domain containing 1a. The coding region runs from base 551 to 1945 and encodes 464 amino acids. The record is from RefSeq and is a predicted model, not a curated record. The transcript has 7 exons. Lineage: Eukaryota; Metazoa; Chordata; Actinopteri; Cypriniformes; Cyprinidae.
GAUAGGGAGGGGGGCGGAUUUCAGGAGCUCUCCACCACAAACGUGUCCUUACACCACAGGAAUAAAGCAAAUCAAACGGACGCGCAGCACACAGUUAUUCUGCAUAACUUUAAGGUUUAUUAUCUAAACCUGCGUCUUUUUUGUUCCUCACAGACUGAACAGGGAAAGUUUUAUAUCUGAGGAGGAAUACCUGCCAGCGAACGGAACGCAUCAUCCGCAAAUCGUCACACCUUCGCCUCAGCAUUUGAGUGCGUUGAGGAGAUCGGAUCUGCUUUCGGACUGCAUUUUCUUGUUUGUUUCUUUUUGGGGGUGAGGGACAAGUCCCUUGAAGUACGUAUGUCUUUCUUUUACAAAAUGAGUGUGGAUCUCUAGUCCUGUGCCCCGGUUUUCAGUAGGUUUGUGCGGAUCAUCUUGUGAAGUAGUUUUAGUUCCCGUAGACUGUUGUGUUGUCUCCUUUUUCUCUUUCUUGGAUGCUGGAAUUUAAGACUGACAGUCCCGUUCUCUUCUCAUGCCCAUGAAAACAACUCUCGGAUGGUAAGGAUUCCAGAGAAUGGUAAAUGAUCGAUGGAAAAUCAUGAACAGUGUUUCAGAACUCGAGGAUGGACAGCAGCAUAAAUCGCAGAGGAUGAGCUGUAGCUAUCUCCUAUGCACCAUCCUGCUCUUUGUUGCUGUGUUACUGGCUGUCACAAUAACCGGGAUCAUCCUUCUGAUGAACCAUUACCAAGCGCCCAGUGGCCCCGACGGCCCCCCUCUCAUCAGCACUAACCAGGAUGAGGGUAAUGCCCUGGUAACCAUCGAGAGAGGCGACGGCUCCCGCAUCAACAUCUUCAUUGACCCCAACUGCCCAGACUACAACAAUAACUUCCUGCGUCUGGAGGGCGUGCAGACCUCGCUGCUGCACUCGCUCACCGACCAUGACACUGAUCUAAAGUCAGUGAAAGGGCAAGACCGGGCUCUGCUUGUUAAACUGGCCGAGGAGGUGGCCAAGCUGUCCGCCCAUGCCAGUCAGCUGAAGAUGGAGUACAACGCAUUGAGGCAAGGCCAGGGCAACAUCGGACAGGAGCUCAGCACUCUGCAGACCGAACAGGGCCGGCUUAUUCAGCUGCUGUCAGAGAGCCAGAUCAACAUGGUGAAAGUGGUGAACUCUGUGAGCGAUGCAUUGAGCUCCAUGCAGAAGGAAACCGGAAACAUCAAGAGCCGUCUCAAGGCAGAUCUGCAGAGGGCUCCGGUGCGCAGCGUCCGGCCCAAGGGCUGCGCCGGUGGAGAAGGCUCCAGACCCAGGGAUUGCAGUGACAUCUAUGCCAGCGGGCAAAGAGAGGAUGGUAUCUACUCCGUGUUCCCCACACAUUACCCAGCAGGCUUCCAGGUCUUCUGUGACAUGACUACUGAUGGAGGCGGAUGGACGGUGAUUCAACGCAGAGAAGAUGGCUCUGUUAACUUUUUCCGUGACUGGGAAGCUUAUCGUGAAGGAUUUGGCAAGAUAACAGGAGAGCAUUGGCUUGGCAUGAAACGAAUCCAUGCACUUACCAUUCAAGCCAACUACGAGCUGAGGAUUGACCUGGAGGACUUUGAGAACAGUACCUCCUUUGCGAAGUACGGUUCUUUUGGAGUGGGUUUGUUCUCUGUUGACCCUGAUGAGGACGGCUACCCACUGAGCAUCGCAGACUACUCUGGCACGGCAGGCGACUCGCUGCUCAAACACAACGGGAUGAAAUUCACUACUAAGGACAAGGACAACGACCACUCUGAGAACAACUGCGCGUCCUUCUACCACGGCGCCUGGUGGUACCGCAACUGCCACACCUCCAACCUCAACGGACAGUACCUGCGCGGCCAGCACACCUCGUAUGCCGACGGCAUCGAGUGGUCGUCCUGGACGGGUUGGCAGUAUUCGCUGAAGUUCACCGAGAUGAAGAUCAGGCCAACCAAGGAGGAGAGUAAAUGAGCGAGAACUAGAAAACUCGACUAGAAGAGCUCAGAGAUGGCUGUAGGUGUUAGAGACACUCGAUGCAGAACGCAAGAACUUUCCGGCGACACCUUCUUUCUCAUGUUUGUUUCUAUCCAUCUUUCGAUCCCGUUUUCCCACCAUCUUGUAGUGUUUGUGCAGAUGUUUUUCUCUUGAUCUACUGUUCACAUCUCUGAAUAUUAUUACAAAACAUUGCAGGUAUUGUCAAAAAUGUACUAAUGGAAAAAAAUCGAUAGUUGUUGUCUAAAAAAAAGAAAAGAUAAAAAAAACUUCUGUAGCUGUGAAAUUUAGCAAGAACGUGUAGCUUUUCAUAAAAAUAAAGACUUUUAACUCUUCAGACAUCCGACGGAGAGAUCCGACGCAGCUUGUCCUAUGUUAUUUCCGUUCCGUGCUUAAUCAAUAACUCGUAGUUAAACAUGACAAGGUUGCUAUUGGUGUGUCCAGCCCCUGCUGCAAUGUCUGGGAGGUAACUAGAUUUUCCCACAUGUCGGGUAAAUACAUUAUUGACCACCAGAGAUGCUCAAAGAGAAUAUGUGUCACAGUGGUGGCUUUCAGAGUGAUGGGUCACUACAGGCGCAUUUUUCACUCUGACAGGUCAGUCGGUGGAAGGUUUAUCAAUGGAGAAGCAGAACACAAUAACCCUUUGGUGUUACUGUCGGAUAGAAGAGUGUUGGAUUUUAUCUUAUGCACAGUAGGUCAGAUUCACCUGAAAUCACAAUGAGAUGGAUUGACGGAGCUUAAGGCUUAAUCUUGGAGAAGAUCUGAGAGCUGAACUUGGGUUGAACUGCUUCUUUCUUUUUUUUGUUGUUGAUGUGAACAGACUCUUCUGUUUUAAUUGUCAGAUCAUCCUGCCGAUCAUUUUAGUAGCUUAUUUAGUAGCUCAUUAGUUUGCCGCCAAUGAUCUUGUGUUAAUUUAAUGCCGCUUGUUUCAGGCAAAUUGUGAAGUUUCCUAAAAUCUUUUGCUAAAAGGAAUAGUUUACCCUAAAAUGCAAGGGGUCAUGAUUUAAAUUGCAUUUAGGCAUUUAAAGCACACACAUUUUAUGAUAGUAUAAUUAAUGUUUUGCCUGUGCUUGAUUUGUUUUGGAGUCUCUUAAAAGUGUAAAAUGAACUUCAUAUACAACAGUUAUCAGAGCUGGGUAGUAACCAGUAUUGGGCAUGUUACUUUAAAAAAGUAAUUAGUUAUAGUUACUACUUACUUCUCACAAAUAGUAACUGAGUUACAUCAUUAUAAAAGUAACUAUUGUGUUAAUUAAAAAAAAAAAAAAUUCUAAUAUGUCAAAUAACUUUGAUGUCCCCAAUAUAAAAUAUGUUAAAUGAAAGAAAUGGACACUAAAUAGAAUAAAUUAUUACUAUAAAACAUUUUACACUAAUAUACACUAUUUUAAUGUUGGGACAAUGUGAGAGACGCCUAUCAAAUUUAAUAACUUAUUGUAAAUAUUAUCAACCCUCUACGGACACCUUGGCAAUAGAAUCACCACUAGCUAGUAAAUAUUUGAUAAUUUAGCAUUAAACUUUAGUAAUUACAAAAACCAUGUAUGAACGCAUAUUUGUCAUGUUGACUGAACUUAGGACUGGUGGUGGUGCUUAAGAUAUUGUUUGUAAUUUUGUGUUUCUGUAAAAAAGGGAAAAAACUAUUUAAAAAAACAGAUAAGAUAAAUCUACUACGAAAUCUACUACUAAUAACAAUAUAAACUACACCAAGGAUAAAUGAGCUGCUGGGUUCAGGAAAAUACCCUGGUUUGACAGGAAAAUACAACAAAGAAUAUUAUUUCAGGUUUAAGAAAUGUUUCAACAUUGCAUCAGCUCCUGAUGAACACAUUGAUUUUUAUUUGAAUUAUCAUUGGUUAUUUAACUAUGUAUUACUAUGUCUUUGGAAGGCUUUGGAACCUUCUUUUACCUAAUAUAUCUACUUGAAGUACCCCUAAGAUUUUAAAAGAAGUAUUUUAAUAAUUAAGUAUUGCAUUUGCAUGUUCAUUGGUUCUCUUACGUUGGUUAUGGUCUCAUGACAUUCAGGUAAACAAAUAAAAUAUUUAAUUUUGUAGUAAGUUUUUUUUUUAUUAUUUGAUUGAUUUUAAAAUUAAUAUUGAUUUAUUUAUAAUUUAACACUUUUUUAUGAUUUAAUUAAUGAUUAGUCUUUCAUUUUUUUUUUU